Messenger RNA from Passer montanus (Eurasian tree sparrow), 1800 nucleotides. It is a transcript of the gene KCNV2, whose product is annotated as potassium voltage-gated channel modifier subfamily V member 2. Bases 1 to 1716 code for a protein of 571 amino acids. The transcript is spliced from 2 exons. Gene Ontology annotation, molecular function: voltage-gated potassium channel activity. Gene Ontology annotation, biological process: protein homooligomerization; potassium ion transmembrane transport. Gene Ontology annotation, cellular component: membrane; voltage-gated potassium channel complex. Lineage: Eukaryota; Metazoa; Chordata; Aves; Passeriformes; Passeridae. The record is from RefSeq and is a predicted model, not a curated record.
AUGCUGCAAUUUAACAGUCAGCAAGAGUUUCUUUUCCUAAAGCAUAAAGGCAGAGAGAUGGAAACACCAAACAUCCUCCUGCAGCCCAGCAAGGGGAAGGAGAAGGAAGUCAUUCAUGUAGACACGCAGAGUGGUUCCUCUGCCACCGCUCCCUUGAACACGCAGUCCCUACUGCAACCAGGACCUGAGGGGAAUUACAACUAUUAUGUGGAUGAUGAAGAUGAGGAAGAUGAAGAGAAAGAACAAGGAAAAUGGCAACAUGAAGAUGCAUUUAAGGGAGAAAGCAAGGCGUCAUCAUUUAUUCCUUGUUCUCCUGCUCUUUCCUCUAGAUCCCCGGCCACAUCAUCUGCUCCAUCCAUACUGAACAUCAAUGUUGGUGGCCAAAGUUACCGCCUCACCUACCAGGCAGUGGCCAUCUACCCCAAGACCCGCCUGGGCCGCCUGGCUACCUCCACUGACCGCCGCUGCCAGCUGGGCCUGUGCGAUGACUACGCUGCCCAGGUUGAUGAGUAUUUCUUUGACCGGGACCCAGCCGUCUUCCAGCUGGUGUACAAUUUCUAUGCCUCGGGAGUGCUGCGGGUGAGGGACGAGCUGUGCCCCCGUAGCUUCCUGGAGGAGCUGAGCUACUGGGGCGUGCGUCUCAAAUACACACCCCGCUGCUGCCGCAUCUGCUUCGAGGAGCGCCGGGACGAGCUGAGUGAGCAGCUGAAGGUCCAGCGGGAGCUGCGCUCCCAGGCAGAGGCUGAGGAGAAUGAGCAGCUUUUCCACCACAUGCGCUACUAUGGCCCCCAGCGCUGGCGCCUCUGGAACCUCAUGGAGAAGCCCUUCUCCUCUGUCACCGCCAAAGUGAUGGCAGUGGCCUCCAGCUUCUUUGUGCUCAUCUCCGUGGUGGCUCUGGCACUCAACACAGUAGAGGAGAUGCAGCAGGUAGAUUGGAAGAGUGGGGAUAGUCGGCCUGUCUUGGAGCAUGUGGAGACCUUGUGCAUUGCAUUCUUCACACUGGAGUACCUGCUGCGCUUGGUCUCUACCCCAGACCUGCGCCGCUUUGCCAGCAGUGCCCUCAAUGCAGUAGACCUCAUUGCCAUCCUGCCCCUCUAUCUGCAGCUACUGCUUGAAUGCUUUACUGAUGAUGACCAGCCCCGGGGUCGGGGCUCCCAACACGAGCACGAUAUUGAGAAGGUGGGACGGGUGAGCAAGGUAGGACAAGUGCUUCGCAUCAUGCGCCUCAUGCGCAUCUUCCGCAUCCUCAAGCUGGCCCGCCACUCCACAGGGCUGCGUGCCUUCGGCUUUACCUUGCGCCAGUGCUACCAGCAGGUGGGCUGCCUUUUGCUCUUCAUUGCUAUGGGCAUCUUUGCCUUCUCUGCCAUGGUCUACACAGUGGAGCACGAUGUCUCCAGUACCAACUUCACCAGCAUUCCCCAUGCUUGGUGGUGGGCUGCCGUCAGCAUCUCUACAGUGGGAUAUGGAGAUAUGUGUCCAGAAACUCACCUUGGACGCCUGUUUGCUUUCCUCUGCAUCGCUUUUGGAAUAAUCCUGAAUGGCAUGCCCAUCUCCAUCCUCUACAAUAAAUUCUCAGACUAUUACAGCAAGCUGAAGGCCUACGAGUACACAGCUCUCAAGAAAGAAAGAGGGAAGGUUGACUUCACACGGAGAGCCAUGAGGAAAAUAUCUGAGUGCUGCGGAGAAGGUGCAUCCCACCCUUUGCCACAGCAAUGAUAGUUUGGGCUUUGGAUAUUGGGAGGCCACCAAGAAGCUGGAGGAGAAAGAGGAAAAACAAAUCAGCCAAAAAAUAAAUUAAAA